AUGACGCAACAUGAGGGAGGAAUCGGUUUGCCACGUCGGUCUCCGAGUUGAGAAGCCCGUGCACGGUGCAGUUGCUCAACUAGCUGGAUAACUUUUCAUCUUGUAUUUUCAUAAUACUGGAAACAUUAUUUCAGCGUUUUACCGCCCAUUUUAAACAAAGAGCUGCUCCUUAUUAGACGACUCGGACCACAUUUCUAGGAGAGAAACAAAUGUUCGCUCUCGGCUCAUUUUUUCACCACGAUUGACUGAUGUCUCUGCGUGCACACCAUCCGUUUCUAAUUGAUGUUGGCCGGGCCGCGCUGGGCGAGGCCGUGAGCACGUGGUCACUGGGAGGCGCUGCUGGGCUCGUGGUGCCGGUGGUCGCAGUGGGCGCCCGACAUGCCUGGGGGCCGCAGGGGUCCGAGUAGACAGCAGCUAAGCCGCACAGCGCUGCCCUCCCUGCAGACACUGGUGGGGGGUGGGCUCAGCAACGGCACAGGCUCCAGGAGCAGAAGCAGUAAUUCAGUGGGUCUCUCAGCCCCACCCCUCACCACGCUGAUCACGCCAGAGCCGGUCCGCCACUCUCGCAUCCCCGACCUGCCCCUGGACAGCAGUCUGCUGUUCGAGUUCCUGCUGUUCCUCUACCUGCUCGUGGCACUCUUUGUGCAGUACAUCAACAUCUACAGGACGGUGUGGUGGUACCCACACAGCCACCCUGCUGCCUCUACCUCGCUGAACUUCUAUCUGAUGGACUACCACCUGGCCAUCUUCAUCACUGUAAUGCUGGCCAGAAGAUUAGUGUGGACCGUUGUGUCAGAGGCAUCGCAGACGAGCCCAUCAUCGUUUGCGCAGUACGUGUUCCUCAUCGUGGCUCGGCUCAGCCUGCUCACACUCUGUGGCUGGGUUCUAUGCUGGACCCUCGUCAACCUCUUCAAGACCCACUCAGUCCUCAACCUGCUCUUCCUGGGCUACCCGUUCGGCGUGUACGUGCCACUGUGCUGCUUCCACCAGGAGGGCCGGGUGCAGACAUCGCCGGCGGACUGCGGUUUCGCGGAGCAGGAAGGCGCUGACGGCUUGCUGCUGCGGCCCAAGGACUUCCUGGCGCUCUUGCGUGAGAACCUGAGAGAGCAGUUCUCGAGCCCCGCCCACGUGCCCGCUCACACCUGCCUGCCCUCACCCGAACUUAUCCGGAGCGAAGUGGAGGAGCUGAAGAGCGACUUUAACCGCCGCAUCAAAGAGGUGCUCUUCAACUCGCUCUUCAGCGCCUACUACGUGGCCUUCCUCCCGCUGUGCUUCGUCCAGAACACGCAGUACUACGACAUGCGUUGGUCCUGUGAGCAUCUCAUUAUGGUGUGGAUCAAUGCCUUCGUCAUGCUGAUGAGCCAACUGCUGCCACCCAGCUACUGCGACCUGCUGCACCGCUCGGCUGCACACCUGGGCCGCUGGCAGCGGCUAGAGCACGGCUCCUACAGCAAUGCGCCGCAGCACAUGUGGUCUGAGAGCACUGUGUGGCCUCAGGGUGUGUUGGUUCGACACAGCCGCUGUCUCUACAAGGCCGUGGGGCCCUGCAACGUGGCCCUGCCUUCUGACGUCUCCCAUGCUAGGUUUUAUUUCCUGUUCCAUAAACCAUUGCGGAUCCUGAACCUGCUGAUCGGGAUCGAGUCGAGCGUAGUGCUGUACCAGCUUUACUCCCUGCUGCGCUCCGAGCGCUGGAACCACACGCUCUCACUGGGCCUCAUCCUCUUCUGCAACUACUACGUGCUCUUCAAGCUGCUUCGCGACCGCAUCGUGCUGGGCAAGGCUUACUCUUACCCACUGGGUGGCAGCAGCAGCCUGGGCCUCAAGUCCCAGUGAAGCGCCCCCCCCCCCCCCCCCCCCCCCCCCCCCCCACCAGAGUGACCAAGGCUGGGAUUUGCCCAGUGGACGGUUCCUGGAGGAGCGGGGAAUGCCUGAGAAAAGGGGUGCAGAGGAAAGACUGUGAACUCCAGCAGUUUUUUUUUGUUUUUUGUUUUUUUUUUGAUACGGUUCUAUUUUCAUGCAAUGUUUGUAUCUAUUUAAGAAAAUAUUUUAUUUUGUAUACUGUUACACAAACGAACACGGGGCAUUACGUUUUUUUCGGCGUGAUGUCAUUUCCUCCCCUACGAGAAAUUUUUUUUGGGUGGGGGGCAGGGGGCAGGCAAAAAGGGGGGGAGUAGGGGGGAAAUGAGGGAAAGGAGUGUCGAGGCCUUGUAGCAUGCAUCUCACAUGAUGUCUAAAUUCUGCCAAAGAUGCUCUUAAGAAUAUACAGGCAGCCAGUCAAGAGUGAGGCUCAACCAGCCAAUCAAGAUAGAAGCCUGAGAACAGAAGAAAUCUAGUGUGUGGCCUGAAUAGUGAAUGCUGUUUAAUUUGUUUCAAUGCAUUGCUGUAUUUUAUGAUCAUUAUCUGUUCAUAGACUGCUACUGGUGCAUUUAAUCAGACAGUUUUUUCUAUAAAUGUCAGACAUGCUCCGUCAGGUCAGCCCUAUUGCUUUUUGAAGCUUAAGCCUAAGUGACUUUAUUUCAUGUUCAUUCAUGUUUAUCUCCGUGCCAAAUCCCAGGAUGCUGUGGCAGCCUUUUACAUUUAUGGCAUUUAGCAGAUGCUCUUAUCCAGAGCGACUUACAAAAGUGCUUUGUCAUUUACUCAUAGAAUACAUCCUAGUACAGCAUGUUAGAAUAAACAUACCAACGAACUAGAAUACAGGGAUGAAUGCUGAUACCUAGCAGUACUGGUUGCUGGUUUUUUGGUUGGUUGCAUUUCUGGUUGCAUUCCACAUUGCUAAUGGGCGUGUCUAUUUGGAUGCAAGGCGGGGCUCAAAGUCUGUCGAGCCUGCAGUAUUUGACAGUGCAGCAUUAUUUCAAAAUGCCAUGGCAUCCAGAAUAAACAAAAACAGUUCCACUUUU
This is a messenger RNA of Electrophorus electricus (electric eel), 2897 nucleotides long. It is a transcript of the gene tmem39a, whose product is annotated as transmembrane protein 39A. Gene Ontology annotation, cellular component: endoplasmic reticulum membrane. Gene Ontology annotation, biological process: negative regulation of autophagosome maturation; negative regulation of autophagosome assembly. The record is from RefSeq and is a predicted model, not a curated record. Lineage: Eukaryota; Metazoa; Chordata; Actinopteri; Gymnotiformes; Gymnotidae.